Molecule: messenger RNA, 733 nt
Organism: Cutaneotrichosporon oleaginosum
Lineage: Eukaryota; Fungi; Basidiomycota; Tremellomycetes; Trichosporonales; Trichosporonaceae
Molecular function (GO): phosphatase activity
Source: RefSeq, a predicted model, not a curated record
CAUCCACCCCCCGACGCGCAUCGACGCCGACGCAGCCAUGGCCAAGAUUGUGCCCCCAAUGAACUUUGGCCUCGUCGAGGACGGAUUUUACCGUUCCGCCCAGCCGACCGAGCUCAACUUCACCUUCAUCGAGAAGCUUGGCCUCCGCAGUGUCAUCUGGGUCGGCGCGGAAGAGCCCUCCGACGUCUUCCUGUCAUUCCUCGAGUCACAGGGCAUCGUGCUGCACAAUCUCGCGCCACAGGUUAGCUUGAAUCCUCACUUUCCACCGCCGUACUGUGAUGCUGGCGUCGUGCCGCUCAGUGGCCAGUACCACCUACCGCCGCUCCCACCACCAACGGAGCCGCUGAUCAUUCACGCACUCAGCCUCCUCUUGCAGCCAAGCACGUUUCCCACCCUCGUGUGCUGUAACAUGGGCCGCCACCGCACGGGCACCGUCGUGGGGUGCUGGCGAAAGCUGCAACGCUGGGCACUGUCAAGUAUCCUUGAAGAGUACCGACGGUACGCGGGGAUGAAGGUGCGGGUAUUGAACGAGCAGUUUAUCGAACUAUUCGACACGGACCUUGUGUCCAUCAACGGAGAGGCCAUCGCCGAAUAGCAGCGCGAGGCUCACUAAUGGGCAUGAGGAGCGCGCACACCACACGCCGCGCAAGUAUGCGCAGGCGGCUGCCGCGCCAACACCUGCCACCUUGUAUUGUAUCACUACGUGCAUGUAUCACCGGCCAUUACGCUAGAA